AUGGCCCACAGAAAUGGUCACUCGGAUAGGCCAGCGAGAUCUCAUCCGUCAAAAGGUCUCGUGGGCUUCGUCAUUGUUUGCGCUCUCUUGUCUUUAAUAUGGUUCAACGCUGGCAGCGAAGGGCAGUUGCGCAAGACUUAUAGUUCUCUGUCUAACGAAGCAGAGAAACCUGCUUCAUUUUCUACAACAGCCUCGGCCGGCAGCGAGCAGCAAACUGUUGAUGCCCAACUACACAAUGUCACAAGUCCUUCAAUGAACGUUUCCUUACCAGCGCCAUUCCCUACGCUUUCACCCCCGGAUAAUGAAGAGUACAUGGCAAUCUGUAUGGCAGUGAAGAACCAAUCCAGAGAUCUCCCCGAAUUCUUCACCCACUACUAUUUCCACCAUGGCAUUCGCCGCUUCUAUAUUUUUGACGACGGCACCGAACCCCCGCUCUCUAGCGUAACCUAUCCCAUUCCCUCCUCCGCUAUCACCUGGGUCUACUUUCAACCUCAUCUCCACUCAGAUCAGCUAGACGACCGAAAAGGGAUUCAAGAACAAUACUAUAGCGGAUGCGUAACAAUGUUUGGCGACAGGCACACGUGGAUGGGGUUCCUUGAUGCGGAUGAAUUCUUAGAAAUGACCGGCGGUGAAACACUUUCGGGAUUCCUACACGAGUGGGCACGCAAUAAUACCGUUGGUGCUGUGGGCGUCAACUGGCUUGUCCACAGCUCCGCCGGCUUACUCACCCGUCCUGCAGAAGGGCCUCGCAAAGCCUUCAACCGCUGCAUCGUGGAUGAUCCCAACAACGACAACCUCAAGGUCAAGACUUUUGUACGUACAGCCCUGUUUGACACCAUGUGGAACUGCCACUGCGUCGCCGUAUUGAAGAAUGGAGCUAUCCAAGUCGGAGAGCAUGGGGACGUGAUUGACAAGUCUUGCGAUCGGAAGCCAAUCACAAGGGACAGAUGGGGCUUACACCACUAUGGGACGAAGUCUAGAGAGGAGUUUCUGGAGAAACAGGCGAGGGGGAAGAUACGAGGUGGCAAGUCUACGGAGCAUUGGUGGAAUAAGAUUGAGAAUGCGGAACAGAGAGAUUGUUUGGAGUUGACCAAGUAUGUACCAUAG
Molecule: messenger RNA, 1107 nt
Organism: Letharia columbiana
Lineage: Eukaryota; Fungi; Ascomycota; Lecanoromycetes; Lecanorales; Parmeliaceae
Exons: 2
Coding region: 1-1107 (368 amino acids)
Source: RefSeq, a predicted model, not a curated record